UGCGUACAAUGUAUACGUUUCGUCGGUAGCGUUGUAAACAAAGUACCUAUUUCGUUUUCCUUUAUUAAUUUGAUUUUAAUAGUUGGAGUAUGUCGUUAAGCCUAAUAGCUUUCAAUUCAUGAUUAAAAAUAGGCUAUUCAUCAUGUGACGGAAAGAAAACUACGAGUGUUUUUUUUAUUCUGAAAGUAAUCUACAGCGAUGAACACAGUCUGUAAAGAAUCAUAAUUUAGGUUAGGUUAGGUUAUAUCUAGAACGGAUACUGGAAAACAAAUGAGUGUCGUCAGUACCUGAAUAUUACAUUAUUUUCGACACUUCACUGAGGACAAGAACGAAAGUAAGGUAUCCAAAUCCAUCAAAACCGAGUUCACUUAGAUCGUCUGGCUUGUGAUGGCAGGUUCAGCGAAGCACAAGUCGCGAUCGACAGAACGCUCUCGAUCGAGAACGCGUAUUAACAAAAAGAAGAAGUCUGGGAAACGGAGCAGUUCUUCGAGCACCAGUAGCAGCUCUAGCAGUUCAGAUGUUUCGGUGAAAAGAAAAACUGUAUGUUCCAAAGACAAAAGAAAGAAAUCCAGGUGCUACAGCAGCAGUUCGUCAAAUAGUAGUUCAAGCUCAUCAAGUCGCUCAAGUUCUAGACGUCGUAAGGAGAAACGGACGAAGAAUAGUAAGCAAGACGAGAAUGAGCGUAAGUCCUCGGAAAGGCAUGACAGUAAGCAUGUUAGGAAUCAAGACACGUCUAAGAGCGACAGAAAUCGACACAGGAGCCGCAGCUGCAGUGGUAGCAGGUUUGCAAAAAAGAAUGACAAUCGGCGAUUCAACAAAGAUACACAGCGUUAUAGUGCAGAAAGAUUCAAUAAUUACCAAAGAAAUGAUUAUUAUCACAGAGGUAAACGCCAUGAUCGAUUUGGCGGCAAUGACCAGCGUUGGAACUACAAUAGGUCUGGAUAUCGUUCUAGGUAUAAUCAUGACUCGCGCAACAACAUGGGAUUCAAUAGAAACGAAAACUUUGCCGAGCGUAGCUAUCGAGAUAUGAAACCAGAUCACAGAAGAUUGAAUCGUAGUUCGGGAUUUGAAAACCGGGGUGAACGAGAUGACUUGCGGAAUAGUGGGGAUCGCAGGUUCCUUGUUUCUAAUGCUUUUGAAAAAACUAGCGAACCUGCAACAUCUGGGCAUCAUGAAGAUGUAAAACAAGUAGAAAAGGAUAUAUCACGAAGCUAUAAUGUGGCGAAAAAGAAAACUCGUAGCCUUUCCUCUGGCAAGAAUUCCAAGAAAUCAAAGAAACGUAGUUCUUCGAGCAGUAGUAGCAGCAGCAGCAGCAGUAGUAGUGAUAGCGACAGCGAUAGUAGCAGCAGCAGCAGCUCUGGUAGCAGCAGCGACGAAUCGCGUGUUGAAAAAAAACGUAAGAAGCGUAAAAAAGUGACUAAAAAGCUUAAGAAAGGAGAAAAAAAACGCAGGAAGAAGGAAAAGAAAUUGAAGAGGAAAUUGAAGAAAAAGAAGGCAAAGUCUGUGACUAAGGAGAAGAUUCCUUCUGAAAUAGAAAAUUCAACUACUGACAGACUACUCAAAGAUAUACCGGUGGAAGUGAUCGAGAAGGCAAAAGCAAUGGCUCCGAUGACCAAAGAGCAAUGGGAGAAAAAACAGAGCGUCAUCAGAAAGGUCUAUGAUGAAGAAACAGGACGUCAUAGGUUGAUUAAAGGGGAUGGUGAAGUGCUAGAAGAGAUAGUUAGCCGCAACCGUCAUAGAGAGAUAAAUAAACAAGCAACACGUGGCGAUGGGGAAUACUUCCAGUCCCAGCUGAGACUGGCUAAGUGACUAUGCUCAAUAAAUGUGAGAAUGACAACGCAAUAUUUAGUGUAACAGACAUAAUACUAUAUUUGAAGAACAUGGAUUGUUGAUAGUGUCUGUUUGAAGACUGUUGAAAGUAAAACUAUGCAUCGGUUUCAGAAAUAUAUAUAUAAAUGUGAAUACAAUGCCCGUUGAGAAAUCAUAAUAUGGUUACAUCAUCUACUUAAAUUCUUGAUGAAUAAUCGCAUAUUAUGAGUAAAGAGAUGCUACCAUGUUGAAUCGAUUGCCUGUAUUCAAUCAGUAGUAAAUGAUUGAGCUUUCUGAUGAUGAGAAGAUGAUGUAAACAAAUGAUUUAGUGUCUUAUCAACUAGUGUUAUUCCAUGAAAAGAGCAUUAAAAUAGUUUAGUUUCUUUUCAUUAUUAAUAUGGUUAAAAUCUUUCUUUUUAAGUAUAUACAAAAUAUUUUACAAGAUCAUAAUCCUCCGCGUCAAACCUCAAAUUUAAUUGAAUUUUUAACUCUUUCAUUUGAACUCUGAAUGCUUUUAUUGCACAAUAAAGCAAAGCACGAGGGGCAUCUAGACAUACGGAUAAAACUUUUCGGCCAUCCCAGCACCAGUGCAAAACACUUGAAGUCAAACUAGCUGCAAUCCAUACGAACCAUAUUUUGUUUCCUGUACAAAGUUGGACCAACAUCUACACUACCUUUUCAUUCAUAAAUCCUAUUAACAAUUCAAACCCAAACAUAUUACCUGGUUAUUCCAAUUUUCCGAAACUUGACAUUUACUUUCGGCAAAAUUAAACGUAUAUUUUUUUUUACCUCGAAAACAUUCAACAUUUUCGACUACAUACAUAAAUCUUGGAAUCUCAGGCAGUAGUCCGUGACGCAAGAAUUCAAUGCUAUUUAAUUUUUGUUCCCGAAUUUGUUACUGCUUGAAUAUUUAGAACACU
This is a messenger RNA of Diprion similis, 2729 nucleotides long. RefSeq lists its product as uncharacterized. The transcript is spliced from 3 exons. The record is from RefSeq and is a predicted model, not a curated record. The coding region runs from base 388 to 1809 and encodes 473 amino acids. NCBI's taxonomy places the organism in Eukaryota, Metazoa, Arthropoda, Insecta, Hymenoptera, Diprionidae.